CUGACCGGAAGUAGACUACUCGAAAGUCAGACACCGCUUCCGGUGUCGCCACCUUCUUUGUCUCUGGCCCAACAUUUCGACACCAAGGGUUGUCUAUUUUUUCCCCUUUAGGUUUGAGGAUAUAUAUACACAUAUAUCCCUUGUUUUCUGAUAUUGAAUGACAGUCGACUCUGAAAUAUUUAUGCCUAAAAAUAAAGCGCCAAAAAUGGAUGAUCUGGACUACAUCCCAGUAGACCUGAGCCCAGAGGAGCGCUCUGAGCUGGAGGACAUCCGCAGGAGGAAGGGCGUGCUGCUGCAGGAGAUCCAGAGACUCAGAGAGGAAUUAAGGGAGGCAAUUUUGGAGGUGGAGGGACUGGAGACGACCACAGAGGGCAGUAAAACUCUCCAGAAAAGUAGGCAUGUGGCAAUGGGAAGGAAGAAAUUCAACAUGGACCCCAAAAAGGGCAUUGUGUUUCUGGUUGAAAAUGAGCUGCUCAGACACACUUCAGAGGACAUUGCUCAGUUCCUCUAUAAAGGAGAGGGCCUCAACAAGACAGCUAUAGGAGAUUACCUUGGAGAAAGGGACGACUUCAACAUUAAAGUUCUUCAGGCUUUCGUUGACCUCCAUGAGUUUACUGAUCUCAACCUUGUCCAGGCCCUCCGACAAUUCCUGUGGAGUUUCCGUUUGCCUGGUGAAGCCCAGAAGAUUGACAGAAUGAUGGAGGCCUUUGCUCAGAGAUACUGCCACUGCAAUCCCGGCGUCUUCCAGAGCACUGACACAUGUUACGUCCUGUCAUUUGCCAUCAUAAUGCUGAACACAAGCCUCCAUAACCCAAAUGUAAGGGACAAACCUGGUUUCGACCGUUUCAUCUCAAUGAACCGAGGCAUCAACGAGGGAGGGGAUCUGCCCGAGGACCUGCUCAGAAAUCUCUACGAUAGCAUCAAAAAUGAGCCCUUCAAGAUCCCAGAGGACGAUGGUAACGACCUGACACACACCUUCUUCAACCCGGACAGAGAGGGCUGGCUUCUCAAACUUGGGGGACGGGUUAAAACCUGGAAACGACGAUGGUUCAUUCUCACAGACAACUGCCUUUAUUACUUCGAAUACACCACAGAUAAGGAACCACGAGGUAUCAUUCCCUUAGAAAACCUUAGCAUCCGUGAGGUAGAAGACCCCAGAAAACCUAACUGCUUUGAGUUGUACAUCCCCAACAACCGCGGUCAGCUGAUUAAAGCGUGUAAGACGGAGGCUGAUGGAAGAGUAGUGGAAGGAAACCACAUGGUGUAUCGCAUCUCCGCCCCCACACCUGAGGAGAAGGACGAAUGGAUCCACAGCAUCAAAUCUGCUGUCAGUGUCGACCCCUUCUACGAAAUGCUCGCUGCCAGGAAGAAACGUAUAUCACUGAAGAAGAAGGAGGAACAACCAUAGAGUAUUCACUUUAUUCUCUGUGGCUGUCUUCUUUUGUCCUUCUCAUCCCUCCUUCAAGAACUGGACAGACGUUCCAUCUUUGCUCCCUAUUACCCGGUCAUAAGUUUUGUCACCCCUCUUUCCCCCUGUCCCCAAACGCAUCCUCUGCCUGAUGUAAGGACUCUUGCUAUCCUGUUUACCUGACUCUUGAAAGCCACACUCAAAGUGAAACGCUCACCCACUGUCUCUCUUGUUUUCCUUGGUUCUUAUACUACUGCUGUUACACACAACCUAACACACUACAACCAGAGCACACCGUCUGUCCCAUGUUCUCACCACAUUCCUCUCUCCUUCAUCACUUGAUUAGGUGAACUGUGAAAUGUGUCUUAGACCAUAUCUACACUAAAGUUGGUGAUUUCAAAAACACAUUUUUACCUGUUUUGGCCCCUUCAACUACAUUUAGCCAACUUCCCAACUGAAGCACACAAAGAAUUGUUGUGAUUUCAGACAGCUGUGCGCCUUAAUUCAUU
Messenger RNA from Etheostoma cragini (Arkansas darter), 1917 nucleotides. RefSeq names its product cytohesin-2. The record is from RefSeq and is a predicted model, not a curated record. Gene Ontology annotation, molecular function: guanyl-nucleotide exchange factor activity. Lineage: Eukaryota; Metazoa; Chordata; Actinopteri; Perciformes; Percidae. The transcript is spliced from 12 exons. Bases 158 to 1408 code for a protein of 416 amino acids. Gene Ontology annotation, biological process: regulation of ARF protein signal transduction.